This is a messenger RNA of Lingula anatina, 1342 nucleotides long. RefSeq lists its product as uncharacterized. The record is from RefSeq and is a predicted model, not a curated record. Gene Ontology annotation, cellular component: plasma membrane; signaling receptor complex. Lineage: Eukaryota; Metazoa; Brachiopoda; Lingulata; Lingulida; Lingulidae. Gene Ontology annotation, biological process: protein phosphorylation; positive regulation of kinase activity; cell surface receptor protein tyrosine kinase signaling pathway. Gene Ontology annotation, molecular function: transmembrane receptor protein tyrosine kinase activity; protein binding; ATP binding.
CUGUGCAUAAAUUCAAAGAAAGCGAAAGGAAAAUUCGCAAACAUGAGAAGUGAAAGUAAAAAUCAGGUGAUACUCCAGUUGAGAAAUGGCAGUUUCUUGGUUAUCAUCAAGUCAAUCUAAAUUCAAUUUUGAACCAUUUUUGGUCGCUGUAAUUCUGUUGGCAGCAGCUGAAGAAGUUUCAACACAAGAAAAUGCACCAUUACUGCAACCAAGGAAUGGGAUAAGAACAAGAAGAUUUUCUGCAAAAUCCCAGGAAACGCCAAAAUCUGAUUGUCCUGAUUACCGCUUUGAUGGCCAGAACAACUGUGACAAGGACUGUAGAUGUAGAGACAGCAAUGAGGUGUGUAAUAAGGAAACAGGUGCCUGUACAAGUGGAUGUUCUGUGGGAUGGGGAGGAACAGGCUGCCAGGACUGUACACUUGGCCAGAAACCUUCAGCCACAUCAACAGCCAGUGGUAUCACAGUUAGUUGGAAUACUAGACUAUGUAAUAGGUCUGGUGUGCAAGGAAUCCAGUAUGUAUUAGAAUAUGCUGAACUACCUGGUGAUACAUGGCAAUCUAUAGACAGGAGUGCAGAAGAUUGUGAUAUCAAGUGUGAAGUUACUAUUUCCAACUUGCUGCCUGAUAUGGUGUACCUGGUGAGGGUGAGGAUAAGAAAAGAUGAUAAUCAACUGGCCCCUUUUUGGAGGAUGAAACUACUCGAGUUAAAACAAUGUGUGGCAAGCCUCGUAGAUUUCAUUCCAGCCAGUUUGAUGUACAAGAGGUUUUAGAUUCUAAUAGAAGAGUUAUCAGGGUUACUUGGAAUAAAAUAACUGAUCAAGAUUGGAAAUGCCAGGAUGGAAGAGAGAUUAAAAUCAGGUAUAAGAAUGGAACUGAUGCUGAUGAGGUAACACAAACAGUUGCAGCCAAUGCCAGGUACAAAGAUUUUGACACUGCUGCCUGCACACACUGGAGCAUCCGGAUAAAGCUUGUAAAUAAAAAUGACAAUUCUGGCUUUUCAAGGGCAAACACCAUAACAACUUUAACUUCUACAGUUGUUGCCCAAGUUACCUCACUGACAGCAGGCUCCAUUACCUCUACAUCAGCCACUGUUCAUUGGCAUCUGCCUAGAUUUACUGGCUGUAAUAUAACAGGGUACAUAACAGGGUACAAUAUUACAGCAGUCCGGUUACAGGGGGAAUGCAGGCAAUUGUCAGAAUUCCAGAUAUCUACCUUACUGAGUGAAAUAACAACACGUUACACAUUUACCAAAUUAUAUCCAAAUUCACAGUAUGAUAUAUCUAUUAAAGCAAUUUCUGGAGCAGUUCAGGGGGAACCAAAUUCACUACAGAUCAAGACUGUAG